UCUCACUACGGGGAUCUUUUUCUCCCCAAAUAGACAGGCGGGAACUGCAGCUGCAUCUCCUGCGCGGCCAUCAAGUGCGAUGAAAGCGGGGGCCGCGUCAACUUCAUCUCCACAUAAUGUUCCCGAGACCACACCACUUGCGAACAAGAGCAAGAUCGGAAAAACUACCUCUCUUGGCGGGGGCCAGAUCAGGAAAGCUGUUGCCACGGCAACUUCUGCGAGCGGGCGGAGCCUUGAUGGUGUCAGCAUCGCAACCGCAGGAACAUCGAAUAAACUGCCGCUUGCCACGGCUACAACCAGGACAACAACCCUCGCAGACGUGAUCAAGUUGAAGCAUGCUUCGAACGAGCAAGAAGCCAAAACUUCGUCGCGUAAGACGGAAGGAGGGUCUUUUUGUUCGGUGGAAGAUAGCAAAAUCUUCGCUACUUCUGGAGUAGAAGGGGAUGCUCGUGGUGGUGGUGGUGGUGUCUCCUCCACAAACAACACGGGCCACCACGAUAUCCUAAACGGCGACGGCGUAAACGUAGUGGAUGCAUCUUCCUUCGCUGUGGGGGACUUCAUCCGCAGUAGCGUUGAUCAGCUGAUAAGCCUGCGGCGGGGAAGCGGGCUCAACCGGACUUUGAACUAUCCGACGGCGCCAAGGCGAAGCAAUUCCCCAUCGGGAGAUAGCUUGUAA
Amoebophrya sp. A120 is the source of this 676-nucleotide messenger RNA. The record is from the annotation of a GenBank genome assembly. Lineage: Eukaryota; Dinophyceae; Syndiniales; Amoebophryaceae.